AUGCGAGGUGUUAUCAUGCUAUAUAGCACUGUAACAUCAGCUGACACAAAUUCAUCAUCCACUUCCACUUCGACUGAUACAUACUUGACUUAUUUACAACGAUUAUUUACAUAUGAUACUGAACGUUUAUAUCGUGAAACAGAACAUUUACAUAAUGAAAAAGCACAAUUUGAAAACGGUAUGUUAACAUUAACAUUUGAUCAACAAAUUGGAUCCUGA
This is a messenger RNA of Didymodactylos carnosus, 219 nucleotides long. The record is from the annotation of a GenBank genome assembly. Lineage: Eukaryota; Metazoa; Rotifera; Eurotatoria; Philodinida; Philodinidae.